Macaca mulatta (Rhesus monkey) is the source of this 3824-nucleotide messenger RNA. The record is from RefSeq and is a predicted model, not a curated record. Lineage: Eukaryota; Metazoa; Chordata; Mammalia; Primates; Cercopithecidae.
UGUUUGUGUUUCUAGAAUCAGAAGGUAAAGCGAGAGGGACAGAAACGAGCGAAUGGAAGUAGGACAGACACCGGACAGAGAUCAACUCGGGACUUUUCUGGACCUGCGGGGCCUGCAGAGCAUUCGGUUGCUAGGCAACUGCGCCUCCUGGGAGGGCGGAGGACUCCCCUCCCCCCCAGGGGCAGGUGUCUAAGUCACUACCUUUUUGUUUAGCCGCGGUGGUUUCUUCUCAAAAUUAAUGCAACCUGUAGCCUUUAAAAGUACACAAUUUUUUGCAACCAAGUUUAGUCAAGCCCUGUAGCCGAGUUCUGCUUGAGGUGGUUUUUCUUUUUCCUGUUCUCAGGCGCGCUGCAGACACCUCUCGGGCAAGGCCCCAGCGGUCGCCGGUUGCCGGGCAGAGCCUGACGCCGCCAGCUCCUAGCUCCCCGCCCACCGCUCUCCUAGAGCGCUGGGCCUUCGCUGGCCGCACCGGCAGUCAUGGGCUCGGAGAUGGAGCCGCUGCUCCUGGCCUGGAGCUAUUUUAGGCGCAGGAAGUUCCAGCUCUGCGCGGAUCUGUGCACGCAGAUGCUGGAGAAGUCCCCUUAUGACCAGGAACCAGAUCCUGAAUUGCCAGUGCAUCAGGCAGCUUGGAUCUUAAAAGCAAGAGCACUAACAGAAAUGGUGUACAUAGAUGAAAUUGAUGUAGAUCAGGAGGGAAUUGCAGAAAUGAUGCUGGAUGAAAAUGCUAUUGCUCAAGUUCCACGCCCUGGAACGUCUUUGAAACUCCCUGGAACUAAUCAGACAGGAGGGCCUAGUCAGGCCGUUAGGCCAAUCACACAAGCUGGAAGACCCAUUACAGGUUUCCUCAGGCCCAGCACACAGAGUGGAAGGCCAGGCACUAUGGAACAGGCCAUCAGAACCCCCAGAACCGCCUACACAGCCCGCCCUAUCACCAGCUCCUCCGGAAGAUUUGUCAGGCUGGGAACGGCUUCCAUGCUUACAAGUCCUGAUGGACCAUUUAUAAAUUUAUCUAGACUGAAUUUAACAAAAUAUUCCCAGAAACCUAAGUUGGCAAAGGCUUUGUUUGAGUAUAUCUUUCAUCAUGAAAAUGAUGUUAAGACUAUUCAUCUUGAGGAUGUAGUUCUACAUCUUGGAAUUUACCCAUUCUUAUUGAGGAAUAAAAAUCACAUUGAAAAAAAUGCUUUGGAUCUGGCUGCCCUCUCCACAGAGCAUUCUCAGUACAAGGACUGGUGGUGGAAGGUACAGAUUGGAAAAUGUUACUACAGGUUGGGAAUGUAUCGUGAAGCAGAAAAACAGUUUAAAUCAGCCCUGAAGCAGCAGGAAAUGGUAGAUACAUUUCUGUACUUGGCAAAAGUUUAUGUCUCAUUGGAUCAACCUGUGACUGCUUUAAAUCUUUUCAAACAAGGCUUAGAUAAGUUUCCAGGAGAAGUAACCCUGCUCUGUGGAAUUGCAAGAAUCUAUGAGGAAAUGAACAAUAUGUCAUCAGCAGCCGAAUACUACAAAGAAGUUUUGAAACAAGACAAUACUCAUGUGGAAGCCAUCGCAUGCAUUGGAAGCAACCACUUCUAUUCUGAUCAGCCAGAAAUAGCUCUCCGGUUUUACAGGCGACUGCUGCAGAUGGGCAUUUAUAACGGCCAGCUUUUUAACAAUCUGGGGCUGUGUUGCUUCUAUGCCCAGCAGUAUGAUAUGACUCUGACCUCAUUUGAACGUGCCCUUUCUUUGGCUGAAAAUGAAGAAGAGGCAGCUGAUGUCUGGUACAACUUGGGACAUGUAGCUGUGGGAAUAGGAGAUACCAGUUUGGCCCAUCAGUGCUUCAGGCUGGCUCUGGUCAACAACAACAACCACGCCGAGGCCUACAACAACCUGGCUGUGCUGGAGAUGCGGAAGGGCCACGUUGAACAGGCAAGGGCACUAUUACAAACUGCAUCAUCUCUAGCACCCCAUAUGUAUGAACCGCAUUUUAAUUUUGCAACAAUCUCUGAUAAGAUUGGAGAUCUGCAGAGAAGCUAUGUUGCUGCGCAGAAGUCUGAAGCAGCAUUUCCAGACCAUGUGGACACACAACAUUUAAUUAAACAAUUAAGGCAGCAUUUUGCCAUGCUCUGAUUGUUCCUGAGACCACAUAUGUUCUUAUGAAGAGGCAUUAUGCAAGGGGAAAGAAGUACUAUGUCUGUGUAUGUAUGUAUAUAGUGUAAUACAUAUAUUUUACAAGCUUGUCCUUGAUAUUAGUGAAGGUGAUAUAUAAGGGUGACACAGAAUGUAUAAUGCAAAUUUCAUAGUAAUAGUAACUUUAUAAAAUAAUAUAAAAUACAGGAUUUAAACCUUUCUAAAUAGAUCAUGAAACUUUCUCCCACGUUAUAUAGUAGAUGUUUGUUUAUAAUGUUUAUAAAACAUUUUGGUGAAUUCCCUCAAUGUUUUAUAAAUGUACAUUUUUUAAGUCCUUAAGCUGACUAUUAGCCAUCAUGUAGCUUAAGGAGUCUGAAAUCUGCCAUUAAAACUGCACCUUUAAGCCAGGUGUAGUAGCAUGUGCCUAUAGUCCCAGCUACUUGGGAGGCGGAGGUGGGAGGAUUAUAAAUAGAGACUUUCCUUUAGACUUUAAAAAUGUAUUUAAAACUAUUUUUAUUAAAUACUUUGUGAUUUCCUAUUAAGUUUUAAAAUAAAUCAGUGUGUAUAACACCAUUUCAUUAUUUUUUAUGAGUUUUUAUUUUAGUCAUCUCAGGUGAAACAGGUUUUACAAAAGUCCAGUAAUCUUAGAAAUUGUCAUUAUUUUAAUUGUAUUUCAAAUGAUGUACCACCAAUUCUGUUUUUUCCUAAAAAGUGAUUUGUGGGAUGUCACAUUAUUAAUAUAAGAAUAUCCAGAAUAGAAAUAGAGUCAUAGGCCAGGAGUCCCACUUCUGGUCAGCCACAGCACGGAAGUCAGCGAUAUUCCAGUACCAUGCAUGGUAUAACAGUCCUAGAAAGGCUCUUGAACUUUUCUCUGCCUUAUUUAGCGGAGCUCUCAUUAAAGUGUUCACAUAAGGAAAUGUGUUAAUGGGACAGGACCACUCAAACUCAUACUGUGGACUUUGGGAUCUCCAUGUUAUUUUCCAUUUUUUUUAACUUGAUGAAAACUUUGAUAGAUACUUAUAUUCUGUUCAGAUUUGUAUAAAUUGUGUACUCAGCUGACCGAACAAAAAAAUUGAAUUCAAGGAAUGAUAGCUUGCUCAAGGCUAGAAUUCAUUACAGACAAGAAAGCAAGGCCCCACGUCACACAGCUAGUUGAGGGUACAUCCAUGGCUGCAGCCCAAGGUCUUGUUCCUGCACCUUAGACUUGAACCUUUCUUGGUUCUCUGUGAUAUGUUAGUGCUUAUUUAGCCCUUGAGAAUGUCCUCGGGUACUAUCACAUUUCCUAAUAUUGUAGUCAAUAUUCAGAUUCAAAUGGUAUAAUGUGAAUCAUUUUGUUAAUUUAAAAUGAGAGCUAAUAAGAAUGGCUAAACAUUUACUGAGGAUGUUGAAUAUGCCCACUGUUCUAAGCACUUUAUGGGAAUGAAUUAAUUUCAUUCCCACCGUAGUCCUAUGCAGGCUGUUAUUAUUCCCAUUUUACUUAUGAGAAUACUGAGGCAUAGAUAAAAGCUUAUUGAACUAGUAGUAAGUGCCAAAGAUUCAGGUUUAGGCAGCGUGGCCCCUUGAGUAUGUGCUCUUAAUCACUAUGCCAAAUCACUUCUCUGUGUUUCUGCUGUAAAUAAAUCUACUACUAUUUAAAAUGAACAUUGUAUGUGUCAGGAAAAUUGAAUAAUAAGGGAAUAUUAACACAGCAAAAAAUAAAUGAUUCAAUUUUCCUAAGGUGA